AUUAUUUCACCUUCUAUCAUUAUGGCAAGGGUUGUGCAGCUUGGACUAUGGCUUGGUGUUUUGGGCUUUGUUUUGGCACAAGAUCAAAGUAAACAUUUUGGAUCAAAAGGGUCAGAUGAAACUUUUCAUAGAUGCCAAGUUGCUUCCUUUGCAAGAGUGUUAUGUGGAGACCCUGCUAUUAGUAGUACGGACUGCGAAGCCCUCAAUUGCUGCUUUGAUCAACAGUGCUAUUUUGCAAAUGAAGUUACUGUCCACUGUCUCCGGGAUGGCCAGUUCAUGGUUGUAGUGUCCAGAGCCGCCACCUUGCCUCUGCUUGACCUUCCUUCUGUGAACUUGCUGGAGGGCCCCAGUGGCGGUUACUGUGGUCCUGUUAGUGCCUCUCCUGCUUUUGCGGUCUUCCAGUUUCCAGUCAGUGACUGUGGAACCACAGUGAGGGUGGAAGGGGAUUAUGUGAUCUAUGAGAACAAGAUGUCCUCCACAUAUGAAGUGGGCGUUGGCCCUUUAGGUUCCAUCACAAGGGACAGUAUUUAUGAGCUGUCCUUCCAGUGCAGGUAUUUUGGCAGUGCUGUGGUUUCUCUGGUGGCUGAGGUGAAUACGGUGCCUCCUCCCCUUCCGGUAGCUGCUCCAGGGCCCCUUCGUGUUGAGCUCAGACUGGCUAGCGGUCAAUGUGACUCCAAAGGAGCACAUGGAUGUGCUGAUGCGGUGUACAGCAACUACUACGGAGAUGCGGACUACCCUGUGACCAAGGUGCUACGGGAACCUGUGUAUGUGGAAGUGCGGAUCUUGGAAAGGACUGACCCAAACCUUGUCCUGCUUCUGGAACACUGCUGGGCUACAUCCACCUCCAGCCCCCUCAGCCUACCCCAGUGGAGCCUUUUGGUUGAUGGGUGUCCCUACCGUGACGACCGUUACCAGACAUCCUUGGUUCCUGUAGAUGCCUCUUCUGGACUUCUCUUCCCCAGCCACUACAAGCGGUUUAUUGUGCAGAUGUUUACCUUCGUGGAUCCUGAAUCCUUCGUUCCACUGAAGGAAACGGUGUUCAUCCACUGUAGCACGGCAGUUUGCCACCCCUCUGCUACCGAUCGCUGUGAACAGCGGUGCAACAGUGGAAAGCAAAGAAGGUCAAUUGCUCCUGUAGUCAAGCGGUCCCCUGAGGAAAAGGCUAUCGUUUCCAGUAAGCCUGUAGUCCUGACCAAUACAGAGCUUACAGCCACAGACCAGAGGCUUCACAGUGAAGUGCCCUCGUCUCUCAGCUAUGGUCUCCUGGGAGUGGCUGCAUGUGUUCUGCUAGUCUCAACCCUGGCACUGGGCGCUGCAUGUGUUAAACGAUCUCGAGUGGAACCGAAGGUGUGAAACUUUACAAAAAUAAAGAUCUUAUGGAAAAUC
Messenger RNA from Anguilla rostrata (American eel), 1386 nucleotides. Its product is annotated as zona pellucida sperm-binding protein 4-like. Gene Ontology annotation, cellular component: egg coat. Gene Ontology annotation, biological process: binding of sperm to zona pellucida; prevention of polyspermy. NCBI's taxonomy places the organism in Eukaryota, Metazoa, Chordata, Actinopteri, Anguilliformes, Anguillidae. The transcript is spliced from 9 exons. Gene Ontology annotation, molecular function: structural constituent of egg coat; acrosin binding. The record is from RefSeq and is a predicted model, not a curated record. The coding region runs from base 22 to 1353 and encodes 443 amino acids.